CGUGAUGGAGCAUGGGCACAGGCCGCUAAGCCUAGUUUGGCUUCCACGGAGAAAAUGAUCUUCCUUUUUUGCCGUCGGGCUACUGUGGUCCGAGGCCGGUUCGGGCGGCUAUUCUAACGGCAUGGAGCCUUUGUCCAGGAUGCACCCCGCUGACAAACCGUGUUCAAGAGUCACAGUAGACUGAUUAUUCAAUGACGACAAAGGCCCCGUCGCCCCUGCAGAGGGAUCAGGUGCUGCUGUUACCUCUUGGGCUUCCGCUUUCACUUCAUCGAAUAGAAGACCUCAGUGCAUACAUUAAAAGUAAGAGCCGUGUGCUGGGUACGUAUAGGGGCAUUGGGGUUUGGUUCACCAUUGCAGUGGUGCUCAUCCAUGAUCCAGUGAUGUAAGUGAUCAUACCGGGAGCACAUAUUUGGAAAUACAGCGAGUUCCGCCCCACAGGCAAUCGGCAGCGACCUUUAUAUGAUGUUUUACUCUGACGAUACACGCUUGUAUCCUGGUAGGACCGUAGAAGUUUGGAAAGAACUGAGGGAAAUGAAAAGAAAAGAGAGAAGUAAUUAGGAGCUCACUUCUACAGUACAUCUACUAUCUAGAGACAACAACCCGAGUCGCUAUCAAAUUCAAAAACCGACUCGGUACAAUCGUGAGGCUAGGUUCGGCGUUAAAGCAGC
Molecule: messenger RNA, 668 nt
Organism: Aspergillus caelatus
Lineage: Eukaryota; Fungi; Ascomycota; Eurotiomycetes; Eurotiales; Aspergillaceae
Exons: 3
Source: RefSeq, a predicted model, not a curated record